GGAUUUCUCGCGAGACCACGGCGGCACUAAUGUGAGCGGAAGUAAAUCGAAUCUCUCUUUUCCGGCGGCCAUAGUGGAGUGAUCGAGAGGCCAUCAUGAAGCUCAAUCCAUUUGUGUCGUCGUCACGUCGCAAGAACCGCAAGAGGCACUUCAAUGCGCCCUCUCACAUCCGCAGAAAGAUCAUGUCCUCCCCUCUUUCCAAGGAACUGCGACAGAAGUAUAAUGUGCGUUCCAUGCCCAUCCGUAAGGAUGACGAGGUCCAGGUUGUACGAGGACACUACAAAGGCCAGCAAAUUGGCAAGGUUGUCCAAGUCUACAGGAAGAAGUACGUCAUCUACAUCGAGCGUGUGCAGCGCGAGAAGGCUAAUGGCACCACUGUGCACGUCGGCAUCCACCCCAGCAAGGUCGUGAUAACCCGGCUAAAGCUUGACAAGGAUCGCAAGAAGAUUCUGGAGCGCAAAGCAAAAUCACGACAGGAGGGCAAGGAAAAGGGCAAAUACAAGGAGGAGACUAUUGAAAAAAUGCAGGAGUGAAACUCAGACUUUGGCUAAUGACAAUAAAAGGAAAAAUCCA
Molecule: messenger RNA, 573 nt
Organism: Brienomyrus brachyistius
Lineage: Eukaryota; Metazoa; Chordata; Actinopteri; Osteoglossiformes; Mormyridae
Gene: rpl26
Product: ribosomal protein L26
Exons: 4
Coding region: 96-533 (145 amino acids)
Biological process (GO): ribosomal large subunit biogenesis; cytoplasmic translation
Cellular component (GO): cytosolic large ribosomal subunit; ribosome
Molecular function (GO): RNA binding; structural constituent of ribosome
Source: RefSeq, a predicted model, not a curated record